UGUUUGUGUUCUUUUUGUGUUUAUGUCUAAAGAUAAAGGCAAUAAAAUAUAAAUUUAGUUAUAAGUCGAAUGAAAGUUGAUAUGUGAUUGAGCUUAAAUUUCUGUAAGUUAUCCAUCAUUUGACAAUGAUGUCGGCAUUACAAACGAUUUCAAAAAAGUCGACGUAAUAGGGAAAAGAUGACGUCAAGGCAAGACAUUCUGCUGGUGGUGGCGAUUGAUUUCGGAACAACGUAUUCCGGAUUUGCUAUACAAUUCCGCCACGAGUUCGAUCCAAAGGACCCAACUAAAAUCAGAGCUCCCCAAGCGUGGAAUGGAGGGAAACAGAACCUGAUGUCUUACAAGACACCAACAUGCCUUUUACUGAAGGAGGAUAAAACAAUUGAAAGCUUUGGGUUUGAAGCCGAGGAGAAAUAUGCAGAUCUAUGCAUGAAUAAAGAAAACAAGAAGUUCUACUAUUACAGGCAAUUCAAGAUGAAACUGCAAGAAGGACAGGGGUUGAAAAAAGGAUCAUUGUUGGAGGAUGAGACCCAGAAAACGAUGCCAGCAUUAGAGGUGUUUGCACUUUCUAUACAAUGUCUGAAAGACUGCCUGAUGAAGCUUGUUGAAUCGCAAGGAACAGGGGUCGGAAUGGAUGAUAUUUUAUGGGUAUUGACAGUUCCUGCUAUUUGGGAUGACAAUGCAAAGGCGUUCAUGAAGGAAGCGGCAAAAUUGGCGGGUAUCUCAGAGAAUCGUCUCAGCAUUGCCCUUGAACCGGAAGUGGCUUCUUUAUUUUGUCAGCACUUACCCGUUGAAAAGUUUUCGGAGGGAGGAAAGGCUGGGUUUGCCAAUGCAAAACCAGGGACAACAUACAUGGUUGCAGAUCUCGGAGGAGGAACGGCAGACAUUACUGUUCACGAACGUCUUUCUGGAAAUCGGAUAAAAGAGGUUUACAAAGCUAGCGGCGGACCGUGGGGUGGAACGGCUGUUGACCAUGCGUUCACUCAGUUAAUAGUCAGUAUAGUGGGAGGUCCCGUCUGGGGAAGAUUUAAAAGAGAGCAGACAUACGACCACUUAGAGCUGUUGAAAGAUUUUGAAUGCAUUAAAAGGACCCUUGGCACAAAGACUGGCGAAUGGUAUAACAUAAAGAUUCCGGCAACUCUAAAUGAAGUUUGUAAAGAGGUCCAUGACCAAUCAUUUCAAGAGAUGACCCAAGAGUCACCGAUAGCAGAUCAAAUCGCCUUUGUUAGUGAUAAAAUGAGAAUGAAGGUAGGUCUGGUUGAAAAACUAUUUAAGAAAGUCAUUGACAAUAUCGUUGAGCACAUGAAGAGAAUCAUUACAACGACUGAUGCCGGAAGAAAGAUCUCCCUUAUUUUGAUGGUAGGUGGAUUUUCAGAGUCGCCAUUUGUACAACAAGUAAUGAAAGCAGAGUUUACAGACAAGUCAAAGGUGAAGGUUCUGAUUCCACAACAAGCGGGUAUUGCUGUAUUGAAUGGUGCUGUUUUGUAUGGUCGCAUGCCGGAAGUUGUAACAACCAGGGUUGUAAGAUAUACUUAUGGUGUCAGGGUAAGAAGAAAAUUUCAACCUGGAAAAGAUCCAGAAAGUAAGAAGAAACAAAAUAAGCCCGAGUAUUGUUAUGAUGCAUUCAAGCCUUUUAUGAAGGAAGGUACGUCAGUUGAAAGGGGUCACAAAGUUAUUCAGUCAUACUCAACAAGCCGUCCAUUUCAGGAAGAUAUGGAUGUGUACGUUUACACAGCAGCAGGAUUUGUACCAGAGUUUGUGACGGAUAAUGGUUGUCAUCUGUUAGGAAUUUUAAAGGUGAAGGUACCAGAUCCAUCGGAAAAAGAGAGAAAUCUUGUUGUCCUCUUCCGAUUUGGAAGUACAACCCUUGCUAUGCUUGCUAUAGAAGAAGACAGCAAAAAGGUAUGCGCUACGGUGUUUGGACUUCCAGAGUAAAUCGUGAAAAUAAUUCAUUCCAGUUUUGUUUAGCUAUAUUCAGCAAAAUAAUAUUUACAGUCCUUUUAACAUUUGUUUGGAAUCGUUUUGGCUUGGAUCAGUCUUAUAAAGUUAUUUCAAAACAAACAGUUAUUUAUUAAUUUUAUACUACAUAAGCUCACUUUAGAAUAUUUUUGUUUUACAGAAAAUUAAUCCUUUUUAAACGUUGGUGGGAAAUAAUUUGAAUUCAGAAGAGUAAAAUCACUAUUUUUUGCACAUGCACUUAUGCAUAAAUUGGAGUUUUGAAUUACGUUAUAAAUAUUAUAGAUAUUCUAAAUAUAAUUUGUAUAAUGUUUUUCUUUUAUACCGUACACUCUGAUAUGAAGGCGAGUAAGGUACUGUUUUGUAUUCACGUAUAAAAAUCAUUAUUCACAUAUCAUGAACUAAUGGGCAAACUAAAUUAUCAAUAUUGCUACGUGUUGUGCGAUAGUAAGUUUAAAGGAAGACACAGGCAAAAUUUUCA
Ruditapes philippinarum (Manila clam) is the source of this 2434-nucleotide messenger RNA. Its product is annotated as heat shock 70 kDa protein 12A-like. Bases 178 to 1932 code for a protein of 584 amino acids. The record is from RefSeq and is a predicted model, not a curated record. Lineage: Eukaryota; Metazoa; Mollusca; Bivalvia; Venerida; Veneridae. Gene Ontology annotation, molecular function: ATP binding; ATP-dependent protein folding chaperone. The transcript is spliced from 7 exons.